AUGGCAUCAGUUUACAAGAGUGUGUCAAAGAAGGCAGCUAGACAGCCCACUGAGGAUAUGUCUGACGAGGACAUCGAAAUGGAGGAGCUCCUCAAUGCAGAAGACGACACCACUGAUAGCGAAGAGGAAGACUCCGACGAUGGCGAGGCAGCUGAGGUUCUGAAGAAGCAGCUCGCUUCAGGAUUUAUGCCCAAGACCCGAGUACUUAUCUUGACCUCUAGAGGUGCAUCCUACCGCCACCGACACCUGAUGUCUGAUAUCUGCGGUCUCCUCCCCCACACCUACAAAGAGACCAAGCUCGACACGAAAAAGAAGGCGGCCGGUUACAACCUCCUUCUUAACUCCCUUGCCGACCUUCACUCGUGCAACGUCAUUUUCUUCCUCGAGGCCAAGAAGAAUGGCCAGGAUCUUUACCUUUGGCUUUCCCGGCCUCCCAAUGGACCUACUAUUAAAUUCCACCUCAACAACCUGCACACAAUGGGCGAGCUCGGCGCUGGGUUCGCAGGGAAUUGCCUGAAGGGCGGCCGCGGCUUGGUCGUCUUCGAUCGCUCUUUCGACGAGCAAGGUCCUGACAUGGGCGUUCCUGGCAGUGAGUACCGUGCGCUGGUUCGGGAGAUGCUGCGCGGAGUUUUCUGCGUGCCCAAGCGUGGUGUCCGAGGCAUGAAGCCCUUCAUUGACCGCAUCAUCGGUAUCUUUGGGGUGGAUGGCAAGAUUUGGAUCCGCGUCUACGAGAUUCGCGAGUCAGAGGCUGCUGACAAGAAGAAGGAUGGCGAGGAGACCGCUAAGCCUGUGCCGAAGGGCAAGGACGGUCUACCGGAGAUUUCUCUGGUCGAGAUUGGCCCCCGCUUCGUUCUGACCCCCAUUGUCAUUCUGGAAGGCAGCUUCGGUGGCCCCGUCAUUUACGAAAACAAGGAAUACGUCAGCCCCAACCAAGUCCGUAGCGAGAUCCGCAAGGAUAAGGCCGGUCGCUACUCCCAGCGCCGAGACGUCCAGACUGAUCGGGUCGCCAAGCGCUCUGAGUUGGGACUGUCGGAAAAUUCUGUGCGCAAGGUGGAUGCAUUGGAUACAAGGAAGUUGUUUGCAUAG
Molecule: messenger RNA, 1086 nt
Organism: Penicillium bovifimosum
Lineage: Eukaryota; Fungi; Ascomycota; Eurotiomycetes; Eurotiales; Aspergillaceae
Product: ribosome biogenesis protein BRX1
Exons: 2
Coding region: 1-1086 (361 amino acids)
Biological process (GO): rRNA processing; ribosomal large subunit assembly
Cellular component (GO): nucleolus
Molecular function (GO): rRNA binding
Source: RefSeq, a predicted model, not a curated record